This is a messenger RNA of Rosa rugosa (rugosa rose), 1887 nucleotides long. Its product is annotated as cytochrome b561 and DOMON domain-containing protein At3g07570. Bases 709 to 1815 code for a protein of 368 amino acids. The record is from RefSeq and is a predicted model, not a curated record. NCBI's taxonomy places the organism in Eukaryota, Viridiplantae, Streptophyta, Magnoliopsida, Rosales, Rosaceae. The transcript has 4 exons.
AUAUCUUCUGUGUAGGUGGUUAUGCCGCCCUUAUAAUCUUGGUUUCUACUUCACUGCUGUAUUCUACCAUGGAAUCAUUACAUAAUUACACACACAAGAAAAAAGUGAGAGAAAAGUUGGUCUUUCUAUUAGAAAAAUGAUAUACCAUGAUCAUAGCUUGCUCAGACCUUCUGGCAGUCUGGCUCCUCUUGGUUUGAGUCCUGUAGGUCAUAUCUACCAAACCUAUCAAGCAUAUCCUUGAAUGCUUGCCGACCAGGUCCUUCGAACAACAGUUUUCAUGUAAAAUGCAAUUAAUUUCAUCUGGUUAAAAAUUGUGAAUUCAAUAUUUUAUGUGCGUAAUGCUACUGUGACAUAUGGGUACAUUAUCAUAAGCUUUGAAUCCAUUCUUCCUUGUGUCACAAAUCUCAACUUGGCUUCUUGCAAAGUAAUAUUCUAAAUCAAGAUGACAACCUUGUUCCUGGUGCUUGCUUGAUGAAAAAGUCUAAUACUUUAGUUUGUGUACUGUAAUUGGGUUGUCACUGCACAAGGUAUAACUCAUUGAGCAACGGUUUGAAUUAUUUUAUUGUAUCAUUAUUAUAAUGGUGAUCAUUGUCAACUUCACCUAGGCGACAUUUAUUGAAAAUUUAAAAUGAUCACCCACUACUUGGCCCGCUUUAGCCCACCACCUAGAAACAAAGGCAGAGAGAGAUAGACAGGAGGAAGGGAGAGAUGAAAGAAAACUCCCAAUUCAUAGUUUUCAUCACCAUCACCAUCACCAUUUUUGGCUUAACAGCCAUAGUGAAUUCCCAAACAGAUUCCUGCAGCUCAAGUCUAAACCUCCAGAAUGUCAAUCUGCCCUUUGAUGCAGCUUCCCUCAACUGCCAUGCUGUUUGGGAUUCUCAGAGUUACAUCCUCAGAUACUCACAGACCACACCAGGAACAUGGACCUUUGUUCUCUCAGCACCCGCAGCAAAUUCCUACAUAGCAAUGGGGUUCUCAAGCAAUGGCCAGAUGACAGGGUCCAGUGCGAUUGUGGGAUGGGUGUCCUCAACAGAGGGAGGAGUAAUUAAGCGGUACUACUUAGGUGGGACUUCAUCAGACCUUGUGGAGGUUGACAAAGGGAACCUAGUUCUUACCAACUUCUCCUUCAUCACAAAUCAGUCUUCCACGGUAUACAUGGGGUUCCAGUUGGUGGCUGACCAACCACAAAGUAGGCUCAUAUACUCAGUUGGCCCAACUGGGUUGCUUCCUGUUGCACCUAACUACAGGUUGACAGAGCACUUUGACAAGGUCUCCACCACCAUAAAUUACAUUACAGGUCAAACAUCGAGCACAGGAAGUCCAUAUACAAGAUUAAGAAGGAGCCACGGAGCACUGAAUAUGCUUGGAUGGGGCAUUCUGAUGAUAAUUGGAAUAAUAGUUGCUCGUCACUUAAAGUCCUAUGAUCCACUUUGGUUUUACCUUCAUAUUGGCAUCCAAUCAUUCGCAUUUGUGUUUGGAAUAAUUGGUGUCAUUUGUGGAUUUGUCUUAGAAAAUAAGACUAAUGCUGAUGUCUCCGCCCACAAAGCUCUUGGUAUCUUCAUUCUUGUGCUUGGAUGUCUUCAGGUGAUGGCAUUUUUGGCUCGACCAAAUAAGGUAUCGAAAGCACGAAAAUACUGGAAUUGGUACCAUCAAAGCGUGGGAAGGCUUCUGAUUAUUCUUGCAGUUGCAAAUGUUUUCUACGGAAUCCAUUUGGGAGAUGAAGGAACGGGAUGGAAUGCUGGAUAUGGAGCUGUUCUUGCUAUCUUGGUUGUUAUUGCUGUUAUUCUCGAAUUAAAAUUGUGGUUUAGAAAAUAAGAGUAGUGUUCAUGUGCUAUACUCUCUCUUUUGUAUUGACGUUAUUUAAUAACAAGCAUCCUUAUUCAUUCA